AUGGAGACUGAUUGCAAUCCUAUGGAGUUACCCAAUAAUGCGGGGUUUGAAGAGGAUUCUGAUUAUAGAGACUUUGAAGGAACAGAUGUGAAAGAUAUGAGACUAGAAGCUGAAGCUGUUGUGAAUGAUGUUCUGUUCGCUGUCAGCAACAUGUUUGUCUCAAAAACCCUUCCCUGUGCAGAGGAUGUGGCAUAUAUCAAUGUGGAAACCAGGGAAAGGAACAGAUACUGCCUGGAGCUCACCGAAGCAGGACUCAGGGUAGUAGCUUAUGAUUUUGAUCAGACUGAUGACAGAUUGCAAACUCCAUACCAUGAAACUGUCUACUCCUUAUUGGACUCUCUCAGCCCUGCAUAUCGAGAGGUGUUUGGAAAUGCAUUACUACAAAGACUAGAAGCUUUGAAGAAAGAUAGUCAGUCAUGAUUUACCCAGAAGUGAGGAAGGUUUAAUGCUAGAAGGAAUUCUUAGUAUGAGGCACUGACAUCUUUCUUAAAAACAUAAUCACAAACAUCUUAAGCUUCAU
Messenger RNA from Fulmarus glacialis (Northern fulmar), 520 nucleotides. It is a transcript of the gene GSKIP, whose product is annotated as GSK3B interacting protein. The record is from RefSeq and is a predicted model, not a curated record. Gene Ontology annotation, molecular function: protein kinase A binding; kinase regulator activity. The coding region runs from base 1 to 420 and encodes 139 amino acids. Gene Ontology annotation, biological process: regulation of canonical Wnt signaling pathway. The transcript is spliced from 2 exons. Gene Ontology annotation, cellular component: cytoplasm. Lineage: Eukaryota; Metazoa; Chordata; Aves; Procellariiformes; Procellariidae.